Molecule: messenger RNA, 1626 nt
Organism: Saxophila tyrrhenica
Lineage: Eukaryota; Fungi; Ascomycota; Dothideomycetes; Mycosphaerellales; Extremaceae
Exons: 4
Coding region: 1-1626 (541 amino acids)
Source: RefSeq, a predicted model, not a curated record
AUGGCAUGGACGUCGGCACUCCUCCUGCUGCUGAGUGCUUCUGCGGAGUCUCAAGCCAUCCACCCUCGCCCACCACGUAAGCCUUCCAUUAUAUCGGUGGACAGCAAAGCUCCUUCAGACGCUGGCAUACCUCUCGAGGCCUUCGUGUCAUACUCCAUUGAGUUCUCGUCCUUUCCUGACUUUGCUGGCAAUGCUUCACACCCGAACACCUUCUCCAACAAUCUUUUGAACAACCUUGGCAAUUUGACUGGCACGAAGCCUUAUAUUCGAGUGGGCGGCAAUACUCAGGAUUAUGCAGUCUUCAACAGCUCCUUGCUCGACCUCGCGACCAUAGGGAUAGUAGAUCCUGCGAAGUCGCCCGACUACCCCACAACGUUGACCUUUGGCCCAAAGUACUUCCAAUCGUACCAUACAUGGCCAGACGUCAAGUUCGUCCACGGCUUCAACCUCGGACGCAACAGCACAGCUGCUCGGAAUGCCCUGAUUGAGUCGGUAUCUUACGCUUGCGAGGCAUUGGCUGGGCGGCUCCUGUACUGGGAGCUAGGCAAUGAGCCUGACCUUUACUCUACAUCAUCACAAGGGGCUGUCCGGCCUCCAAAUUGGAACGAGCGCUGGUAUGUCCACCAGUGGCUCCAUUGGACUAGGGCCAUUCGCAAGGCGAUGGAGAAGUCAUGUCCCGGUCUUGCGUCAGAGAAGGAGUACAAAUACUACGCUCCAUCGUUCGCCAACACAGACGCCACACUGGAUCCACUCAUAACGUGGCAGGAUGGUAUAGACAAGGACAAAGACAUUGCAGUCAUCACCACUCACAACUACAUCAGCGGAGCAGAAGUGCCCGGCGUGACGCUGCAAGGCACACUGAUGAACCAUUCCUCGACCGUAGAAUCGAUCCGCCCUCAACUCAACGAGUCACGACUGCUAUCAGCUUUACCGGACCGACUCAACCCUGGCCUGCCCUUCAUCAUGGGCGAGACGAACUCCUUGUACAAUCAAGGCAGGCCCGGCCUCUCAAACACUUUCGGCGCUACCCUCUGGGGCGUCGACUUCAACCUCUGGUGCGCCACCAACAGCAUCCAGCGAGUCCACAUGCAUCAAGGCACCAACUACCGCUAUCAAGCCUGGCAGCCGAUCGAGACGAACAUCACGAGCAAGGGCACCAAAGCGCCGUACUACGGAAGCAUCGCCGUAGCAGCCUUCAUGGGCGACAUCGUCACCGAAGCACCAAGUAUCGUGAACCUCCCGCUCGCCGACGAGCAGGAGAGCGCGUACGCUGCCUACGUCGACGGCAAGCUGGACCGAGUUAUCGUGAUCAAUAUGAUGGAGUACAACGCUACAAAGCCGAACAAGUACAUCAACCAUUACCCGCGUCCGGUUGAACGAUACGAGUUCCAGCUGCCGGAGAGCUGUGCGGGCAAGGCGGAUGUGCAGUGGCUUAUGGCGAACGGGAGCGACGCGAUUACGGGUGUUACUUAUGAUGGCUACAGCUACAACUAUGAGCUGGAGAAUGGCAUGCCGGUGCGCCUGCAGAACGUGACGAGAGGGCAGACAGUGCCAGUGGCCGAGAACGGAAAGAUGUGGGUGGAUGUGCCGCGGAGCAGCGCUGCGAUUGUUCGGUUGAGGAAGUGA